This is a messenger RNA of Mucor mucedo, 935 nucleotides long. Its product is annotated as translation protein. Gene Ontology annotation, cellular component: ribosome; mitochondrial large ribosomal subunit. The transcript is spliced from 4 exons. Gene Ontology annotation, molecular function: structural constituent of ribosome. NCBI's taxonomy places the organism in Eukaryota, Fungi, Mucoromycota, Mucoromycetes, Mucorales, Mucoraceae. The record is from RefSeq and is a predicted model, not a curated record. Bases 41 to 865 code for a protein of 274 amino acids. Gene Ontology annotation, biological process: translation.
AAUACACUUUUUUUUGUGACAAACAACUUUAGAAGGAAUCAUGUCUUUGAGUUUAUUUACAAAGUCUGCCUUUGCAGUCAAGAGUGCCAACCCUAUGCGCUCUGUUGUUGCUGCUACUUUUCACACCAGCAGCUUUUCAGCUCAAGCAACCCCUGCAUGGACUGUUGAUUCCGUACGUACAGGUGUCAUUGCCAAAAAGAAGGGUAUGACCUCUGUCUGGACUGAAGCAGGUGUUCGUUUGCCUGUCACUGUUUUACAGUUGGAAGAUGUUAUUGUCACUGAUGUUCGUACCGAGGAAAAGCACGGUUAUACCGCAUUACAAGUGGGUUGUACACCAAAGAAAGAAAAGAAUGUACCAAAACCCAUGAUUGAACACUUUAAAACUUUGGGUGUUGAGCUUAGACAAAAAUUAUACGAAUUCAAGGUGUCAAAAGACGCUGUUUUACCUAUCGGUACCCAAUUGACCGCUGAACAUUUCGUUACUGGACAAUACGUCGAUGUUACAGCACCUUCCAUUGGUAAGGGUUUUGCUGGUGUCAUGAAGAGAUGGAAUUUCAAGGGUCUUCCUGCCUCUCAUGGUGUUUCUUUAACUCAUCGUUCUGGUGGUUCCACAGGUCAACGUAAGUGGCCUAGUAAGGUUUUUAAGGGAAAGAAGAUGGCUGGUCGUCUUGGUGGUGAGAGUAUUACAGUUCAAAGUUUAAAGGUCAUUAAGGUUGACCCCGAAUUGAAUUUGGUUUACGUAAAGGGUUCCGUACCUGGUUUCGAUGAUCAAUUUGUUAAAAUUAAGGAUGCUGUCAAAUUGCGCGGUGAUAAACUUUUCCCCAAGGAAUCUAUGCCACCACCUUUCCCCACUGUCAGUAAAUAAGCUCUCUUUUUUUUUUCUGUUAAAAAAAUAAAUAUAAUAAAAAAUCCAUGUAGAAUAGAAAUCCAAAAUC